Syngnathus typhle (broad-nosed pipefish) is the source of this 6470-nucleotide messenger RNA. Its product is annotated as protein bicaudal C homolog 1-B-like. Gene Ontology annotation, molecular function: protein binding; RNA binding. The transcript has 21 exons. Bases 207 to 3146 code for a protein of 979 amino acids. Gene Ontology annotation, cellular component: cytoplasm. Lineage: Eukaryota; Metazoa; Chordata; Actinopteri; Syngnathiformes; Syngnathidae. The record is from RefSeq and is a predicted model, not a curated record.
CGCUGCACUUAAAGCGCACAGCCUGCAGAGAGAGCAGGGUCUGCCUAUUUUUAGCCCCCCCCCCCUCCCCAAGUCAGCGCUCAAAUGGGGGGAAAUGACGCGGCGUGAAGGUUUCGUGAGGCCCAGCUCCCGAGUGACGGAACACGCGGUCCAGCACAACUCGGUAACUUUUUUUGAGUCCUCCACCGCUGACGAGUAGCGCCGCCAUGGCUGCCCAGUGCGACGCUUUGAGCGGAUACUUGCAGCAGCAACAGCAGCUGCAGUCGGACCAGGGCUCCAACAGCGAGCGCAGCGCAGACUCCCCUUUGCCGGGCUCCGAGGAGGAUCUGAAUGGACCCCAUCAGCUGCCCGAUCCGGAGUGGACGGAAGAGCGCUUCCGAGUGGACCGAAAGAAGCUGGAAUUUAUGUUGCUAGCCGCCUCAGAGGGGAGAGUCAACGGCGGGGAGGAUUUCUUUCAGAAGAUUAUGGACGAUACACAAACACAGAUUGCCUGGCCUUCCAAGCUGAAGAUCGGCGCAAAAUCAAAAAAAGAUCCACACAUCAAAGUGUGCGGCAAGAGGGAACACGUGAGGGACGCCAAAGAGAGAAUUAUGUCGGUGCUCGAUACAAAGAGUAACAGGGUGACGCUGAAGAUGGACGUUUCGCACACGGAGCACUCGCACGUGAUCGGCAAAGGCGGCAACAACAUCAAGCGGGUGAUGGAGGAGACGGGCUGCCACAUCCACUUCCCCGACUCCAACAGGAACAACCAGGCGGAGAAAAGCAACCAGGUGUCUAUCGCGGGGCAGCCAGGAGGGGUGGAGGCAGCUCGGGUUAAAAUCAGGGAGCUGCUCCCUCUCGUGCUGUCUUUCGAGCUCCCGGCCAUCAUGCAGUCGGACCCUAGCUCGCCGAGUGUGCAGGCCAUCUCGCAGACGUACAACCUCGCCGUGUCCUUCAAACCGCCCACGCGGCUCUACAGGGCCACCGGCGUGGUGCGCGGCUCCCAAAACAACGCCGUCAAGCGUGGCACAGCUCUGCUGCUGGAGCACCUGGCAGGCAGCUUGGUGAGCACCAUCUCGGUGAGCACCCACCUGGACAUCGCCCCCCAGCACCACCUCUUCAUGAAAGGCCGCAACGGCAGCAACAUCAAGCACAUCGCCCAGAGGACGGGCGCCCAGAUCCACUUCCCCGACCCCAACGCCCCCCAGAAGAAGUCCACCGUCUACAUCCAGGGCACCAUUGAGUCAGUGUGCCUCGCCCGUCAGUACCUCAUGGGCUGCCUGCCACUGGUGCUGAUGUUUGACAUAAAAGAGGACGUGGAGGUGGAGCCUCAGUGUAUCACGGCCCUAAUGGAGCACCUGGAUGUCUUCAUCAGUAUCAAACCCAAGCCCAAGCAGCCCAGCAAGUCUGUCAUCGUGAAGAGCGUGGAGAGGAAUGCCGUCAACAUGUACGAAGCUCGAAAGUUCCUGCUGGGCCUGGAGAGCAACGGCGUGUCUUGCUCCUCGCCGUCGGUGACCGUCAACCCGGCCCCUAACGGGCCCUCGCCGUCCCUCAUCUGUCCCGUUGGCCUGGACAUCUUGGCCUCAGCUGGUCUGGGGCUCAGCAACCUGGGCUUCCUGAGCGCUACGGCGUCCCACUCGCUGGCCAACUCUCUGGCCAACUCGGCCGCUCCCAACGCCGUCCUAAACACCUUAAACUCCUCCAUGAGCCCCCUGCAGACCCCCAGCACGCCUACGCCCUCGCUGUGGCCCAGCUCGCUCACCACUGCCCAAGCCUUCUCGUCCCAGUUGAUGCUACAUCCGGCCACCCACGCCACGCUGAGCAGCAUCCUGCUGUCGGGCGUGCAAGGCUACACACAGAACACACCCUCCCCUCCGCCGGGCCUGGCGCCCAUCGACAAGCAGCCCAACGGCGUCCCCGACUGCGCCAAGGCAGCCUGCGCUCUCAACGGCCACGUUAAGCAUCCGGCUUCAGUCUACGGGAGGAUAGCCACUGCUUCGCUUGCCGAAACAGUUCUGAGUCCGGCGCCAUGCGACUCCAUCCAGGAGGCCGGCGGACACAAUCCAUCGGAGCCUCUGUCCAGCAAAUCCAGCACCGAUGAAGGUUCGGACACCUUUGUGGAGGUAGGCAUGCCGAGGAGCCCCUCGCAUUCGGCCAGCGGCAGCGAGUUAAAGCAGAUGCUGGCCUCAUGCAAGACGUCGUCAGGAAAACGGCAAGCAGUGGAACUGCUACAGGGCACCAAAAAUUCUCACCUACAUUCCGAUUGUCUGCUGUCGGACGCUGAGUCAAGUUCGUCGGACAGUCCGGUUGCCGACAAGAGGGCGCCAGGCAGCGAGAGGGCGGCCGAGAGGGCGGCGCAGCUGAACGAGCGGGAGCGCAUCCGCUUGGCUCCGCAGACCUCAUUUGCUAACAUGCAGGCAUUUGACUAUGAACAGAAAAAGCUGCUGGCAACCAAAGCUAUGUUGAAGAAACCCGUUGUGACGGAGGUGCGGACCCCGACUAACACCUGGAGUGGUCUCGGUUUCUCCAAGUCCAUGCCGGCCGAAACCAUCAAGGAACUGAGGAGAGCCAAUCACGUGCCCUACAAGCCCAGCAUGAGCACCACCUUUGAGGGUUCCCCGCUGUCUCUGUCCCGCGCCGGCAGCCGUGAGGGCGUGGCUAACGGCAGCGACUCGGACAACUGGCGAGAGAGGAACGGUGCGUCCAACGGGCUGCAGCCCCACGUCGACUUCCCUACCGCUGUCAGCAGCCCCAAGAGGAAGCAGAACAAAUCGGCGGCUGAGCAUUACCUGAGCAGCAGCAACUACAUGGACUGCAUCUCUUCAGUGACGGGCAGCAACGGCUGCAGCCUCAAUUCCUCCCUCAAAGGUUCGGACCUGCCCGAGCUCUUCAGCAAGAUGGGCCUAGGGAAGUACACGGAUGUCUUUCAGCAGCAGGAGAUCGACCUCCAGACAUUCCUGACUCUGACCGACCAGGACCUGAAGGAGUUGGGCAUCACCACCUUUGGCGCUCGCAGGAAAAUGCUGCUGGCCAUCUCAGAACUGAACAAGAACCGGCGCAAGCUAUUCGAGCCCCCCAUCCGCUCAUCCUUCCUGGAAGGGGGCGCCAGCGGUCGCCUCUCUCGUCAGUUCCAUGCCGAGAUGGCCAGCGUCAGCGGCCGCUGGUAGACCCUCCCUUCCCGUCCCAUUUUUUAUCUUUUUUUUUUUUUUUGCUCGUCCGCCUCCCUCUUUCGGGCUCAGACUGUUGACAGCGGCAUCUUGUAAAAGCAUUCAGUUGGAAGCCAUAGUUUGCCAACCGACACACGGGGGGCGGCAUUCCUGAGGUCCAGCGUUUACUCCCUUUGAGUCGAUGUGAAGCAUUUGCGUGUUUCCAAGGCGACCCGAGUAUUUCAAGGGAACAGGCAGAAGGAUUCGUACAAUCAUUUUUACUCCACUGACACCGCUGCAGCUCUGUUGGUGACAUGCACUUUAAUUUUACGAGACUUUUGCCUGUGAACUCCUUCAUUGCUCAGAUCUAAAGAAGAAUAAUUACUAUGCAUUGGACUUAAAAAGCACAGAUGCCUUUUCUUUUUUUUUUUGUGCCAAGCCUAAUGUGUCAGCACUUAGCCGGCCAGCCUCGUUGGGGGUGGGAGGGCACGGCCAGACAAAGUGCAAAAGUAGGUCAGCGCCCCAAAGUGGACCGCUCGGUGGCGUGUACCAAAAAGGGAAAUGUUUAGAUUGAGAAGGUCCCUCCCAAGUGCCUCUUGAUGCUGUGCAGCUGUUGCGACAUCUCGCCAUCCUUUGCGUCCGUGUACUCUGUAGACCAAAUUUUGUACUCUUUUAUGUUUUUGUUUUUAACGACCAUGUUAGGGGAACGGGGCGGGAUGUAUAAUGUUAAUCAGUUUACAUUUUUGUUUAUUUUGUUUUUAUACAUUACGGAUGACCUAAUAUGAUUAUUUGCUAUUCUUAUUGUCAUUUUAUGUUUCUCAGUCUGUGGAGCGCUUUGAUGGCCGCAUCUGGUUGUUUAUAACACGGGCUUUUGCUUUUUUCUUCUUCUUUCCCCGCCGUAUGUUAUCUGUCAGCGUCGGCCUCUCGCCGGCCUCAGAAUCCCACAAUGCACUCCUCUGCCUUUGUCGCGGAGCAAGAACCUCACCACGGAACUUUUUGUAGCCUCAAGUGCCAGUUUUUUUUUUUUUUGGGCUUGAAGAAGGGACGUUUUUACUGCAUCUCACAGGGAACAUGAAAACUCAUUUGAAGGAACACAAAGAAACGCUCAAAUGUCCCCCGGUCAUAUUUUUGGGUCGUCUUGAUGCCCUUGAAUAUAGCGAGAGGAUUAGACGUCAUAAUUCUCAAGAUUUGAAGGCUGGAGUUGAAACCAAAGUGCAAUUAUGUGUCGUCAUGUUAAUAUUUGACAGUAUUACAAGUUGUUUUUUGUACAUGUGUAACAAAGUGCCUUUGGAAGUUGAGCGCCUGCAUCCAGAGCGUUGAAAUCCUGACGGGGAAAACCAGUAGAAAACGAAUAAGUGCCUUGCUCCGGUUUUAUUUUUUCUUCAAUUAAAUUUUAUCAACCACUUGGGCCUAUUUAAGCCAUGUGGUUGUUAGCAACACUACAGUGCAGUGAAUAAUUUUCUGAGUUUGCCGAUGUUUUAUGUUGUUUUUUUAUAUGGAAGUCUUGAAAAAUAGCAACGAGAAGAUGGAGCUUUAUCCCGAGGCACUACACCAGGGGUGGGCAAACUUUUUGACUCGCGGGCCGAACUGGGUUCUAAAUUUGGACCGGAGGGCCGGACAAGGAGCAGAUGGACGUAGGCGUUGUGUGAAGUCAUAUAAGCGACCUGUAAAGGUCAUUGCAUAAAAGAUCUUGGCCUUUAGUAGGUAGUAAAGCAUGGAUAUUCCAAACAAUUUUUUUGAAAACAAAUGCAUUUAUUAACAGCAUUAAAAAAAUAAUAAUUCACUAAAAAACUGCUAUCAGUGAUUCUCAUAAAAUACGACACUGUUAUUAUGAAUAACAAUCCCCAUCACUUCAGUGCCUGCAGGUCAGAUUAAUGAAAGAUGUUUAUCUUAUGAGAUCACAUCAAACGGCAAACAUUCUGACCAAAUAUAUCAUCUUGAAGAAUCGGUGAAAGCAUACAUCCAAAUAAAGUAAUCAAAACAGCAACACGGUGAGGGGUAUCUGAAAAUCAGAGCAGAGUUUUAACUCGCAAACACCUGGUAACAGAGGUGAGGAAACGGGAAACACCUCCUUAAAGUAAGCCUUAAGAACUUUACAGGUUAAGAUUAGUCGCAAAUAGGUGGUGCAUCAAUGUCCUUGAGCAUCCUGCAUUGUUUGAAAAUGAGAAUGGUCGCUAGUUUCAAUCCCUGCUAUGUGUACAAAUCAUAUUCAAAAUGCAUUUUUUUACAAUAAACUUGAGAGCCUCCCGUUCAUUUUCAGUGGGAACAGUGUUGUUGGUGUCCCUUUUUUGCUAGUGCGUCAUAGUCUGGAGUAAAAUUUGUUGUGGCAAUUCUUAGGCGAGAUCGGAGGUGUUGGUCCGUUUACCUUGAUCUGUGACGGGUUGAUGUUGAUGUGGCUGAACGUCACGUCGCGUACGUCGAGCCAAAUUGUCCACUCUUUUUUAACAUUCGGCACUCACUUCUUUUUUUCGGGCCACUCAUUUUAAUGGAAGGAUUCCAGGGGAAGGUUUGUGGGUGGCUUUAGCGCAAAACUGCAUCUGAAAGCUCAGCGCGCGAAUUAUAAGAAUGCUGUCGUCAAAGCCCACGCUCUAAAUUCGGGACUGAUACGAAUAGAGCGAGAGUGCGCCAAGUCCGUACUACUGAGUACGUACACGCACUUGUGAGUGUGCACCGAGCUUUCUGACACGGCUUCCGGUAGUAAAUGCGCAGGCGAGCGCUUCGCCAUCUACUGGGAAAACGCAGUCAUUGCAGGCAAAAUGACCAAAAAAAAAAAGUUUAAUAAUACAAUUUGUUCAGGGUUGGCGGGCCGGAUUAAACGGUCCCGUGGGCCGGAUGUGGCCCGCGGGCCGUAGUUUGCCCACCCCUGCACUACACGCAAAGUGUUUGGUUCUCGUCUUAACCGGUGAAUGUUGUUGAAAAAAAGAAGCGCUUUAUCGAAGCUCUGAGCUUUUCAUGUUUUUCGGCGAAUCGUGAAGGACUUGAGGGACUUGUCCUGUCCAAGGAAAAAGAAAAAAACGUUUACUUGCAACUCCUCACAAUAAAUCGCACAGCCUUCAGUGGGAUGCCAAAAAAAAGGUUUUUUUAUUGGAAACCAUUUUUGUAGUCCAGUUCAGCGGUACAUUUAAACAACAAUUGUCAAACCACUAAAAGAAUUCUCUAACAUUUGUGUGACUGAACAAUUAUUUUUUGUGUUAGGAAAAGCUACAGUUCUGCACCAAAGGAUUUGUGCAUUGUGGCCAAAAAGCUUUUGUUAUUCCAGUUGUCUUAUUGUUUAUUUUGAUAGUCAGGCAUAAAAAAAAUUGUUCAAACAUUGAUAUUUUGAAGGCAAUAAAUAUAUGCAAAAUA